This is a messenger RNA of Chara braunii, 2965 nucleotides long. The record is from the annotation of a GenBank genome assembly. Lineage: Eukaryota; Viridiplantae; Streptophyta; Charophyceae; Charales; Characeae.
ACUAGCAACCAAUUACUUUGUUGGUUUGUGCACUACGCUGCGGUAGGCAUACAGUGUGCAAUAGUGCAGAUUGUGUUCAAGUCUGUAGGUUAUGAGCGAUAGGGAGGAACAGCGACCGGACGACCGGAUUUUGCGAUCGGCAAGGCGCCCAGUAGCCCAUUUGGCAUUAGGGCCAGAGGGCGAGAAACAUCUGUUCCGCCAGCUUAGGGAAAGGCAGCAACAGCAGAGGAGGGCUAGAGCAGCGGAGGCUAGCAGGACACUCGUGAGUGAGGCCGCAGUUUCGGAAGCCAUGUCUACCUCAGCAAUGCAAACUUCUCAAGCCGGUAGUUCAGGGUUUGUCGGGUCAACGGUCGUGCAGACCCAGGUGCAGUCCAUUGGCGUAAUGGCGAGCCAACCAUUGCUGUUGACUCCUGAGGAGAUCGCCAUACAGGAGGCAGUCCUCCAGGAGGCACAGCUACAGAAUGCUUUAGGAAAGAUAAAAGCGGAGAAAAAAAAGAUGAUCAGAAGAAGAUCCAGGAUGCAACGUAGACAAGCGGACGUUAGUGAGUUAGAGGAAAUGGAUCUGACGAAUGUGCCUGAAGAUCCGCAGGGCACACAGCCUCAGCAGCUAGCGCAGCAGCCUGUAUCACCGGGUCCACAGCCCAGAGUGGUGCAGGGACCGGGACAACAACAGUGGGUUCCAAAGACGGCCAUCGCCGCGCUGAAACCCUUCACAGGGGACAAGAGAGGCGAAGACCUCGAUACAUGGUUGAGGUCAGUGCCAGUCUAUGUCAGGUGUAAACUUACCUUGCCGCAUGAAGAAGUGCUUGUGGCUGCAUCUUACCUAGAGGGUAGUGCAUCAAGAUGGUUGAGCGGUUUAGUGCAGCUCCAGGGAUAUGGUCAUGACUUCCGCGCUUGGGCAGCCACCCAGAAACUGGAUGACUUCCUGAAGAUGGUGGAGGAGAGGUGGCACAAUUAUCAGGAGGCUCAAAGGGCCACUGAUGCGAUCCUGACACUGCACACGAGGCAGUUUAAGUCAGUAAGGGAAGCCACCGAUGCUGUUGAGCGUCUGAUCUGUGUCCCAGGGGUGCGCUAUGACCCCCAGGUCCUGUUGACUUCGUACUUGAGAUGCUUUUCUCAGCCUCUCAGGAACCAGUUGGCAAAAGAGGCCAAUAUCAAUAUGCACAACUUUCCUUCGUUCAGCAAGGUGGCCCUAGACCUUGAAGCGAAGAUAGGGCAUGGACAGGCACCCACCACGGAUGGGAGGAAAAAGACACUGCCUCCUAACUGGAAGGCGAAGGGUCGCUUAAUGUUUGUCGAUAAUGAUGGUUCCACUAUCGAAGUCGACGAGCACUUUCAGGAGGGAGUAGGUUCAGAUUCGAGCAACGUAGAAACUUCAGAGGGUGGAGUGGUCGCUGCCGUAGCUCAAAAAGGAAAGGCGACCGAUAGACGCCGUGGAGGUUCCCGGUCUAGGAGUCAAGUUGACACCAAUGCUCCUCCAUGGGAGAAAGCGGGUCUUACAGAGGACGUGGGGAGAGAUCGUUACUCACGGCAGACCUGUAUUCGUUGUGGUCAAUAUGGCCACAGCCAAUUCAAGUGCCGCAAUAAAAAAGUGGCAGAAAAGAUCCCGCCUACGAUGGGGCAGGUGUUGGGAUCCUCUCAUCCCGUUGGUAGCAACGUUGCCAGUACUUCAAGCAGUGCUCCGGGAAACAUGUCGGGCCAGUGCGGUCUGUACGAGUUUGUGGUAAUGCCUUUCGACCUUUGCAAUGCUCCUGGCACCUUUCAGCACGCUAUGAAUCGGAUAUUCCAUGACUACUUGGAUAAGUUUGUCAUUGUGUACCUCGAUGACAUACUUAUUUUUAGUAAGACUGUCGAGGAGCAUGUUGCACAUCUGGACAAGGUCCUCAGUCUCCUGCGACAACACGAGUUCAAGAUCAACGGUGAGAAGUGCGAGUUUGGCCGCACCCGUGUCUUGUACUUGGGUCAUGAGAUCUCCACGGAAGGGUUGAAGCCCGAUGAUGCAAAGGUGGCCAGCAUUCGUGAUUGGCCACGUCCUCAAUUUGUGACUGAGAUGAGAUCUUUCUUAGGAAUGACAGGCUACUAUAGGACUUUUGUUAAGAACUAUAGCAUAGUGGCCACUCCUUUGACUAAUCUGACCCGCCUUGACACCCCGUGGGAGUGGACAGAUGAGUGCGAGGCUGCUUUCAGACAUCUGAAGCAUGCGUUGACGCACUACGAGGUCUUGAAACUUCCUGAUCCUGACAAGCCGUUCAUAGUCACCACGGAUGCCAGCCAAUAUGGCAUUGGCGCCGUGCUUGCGCAGCAAGAGGGGCCAAAGUUGAGGCCUGUAGAGUACAUUUCCAAGAAAAUGCCGUCUCAGAAGUUGGCUCAGUCCACUUAUGAGAAGGAACUCUAUGCGGUUUACAAGGCUCUGACCCAUUGGAGACACUAUCUCCUUGGGAGAUUCUUCAUUCUCGGGACUGAUCAUCAGACCUUGAGAUGGAUGAGAACUCAGCCUGUACUUUCUGACGCCCUCAAGCGUUGGAUCGAAGUCAUUGAACAGUAUGCCUUUGACCCUCAGUAUCUAAAAGGGGAUUACAACAAGGUUGCGGAUGCCUUGUCGCGUAGACCUGAUUUCUCAGGUGCGCUGAUUACUGAGUUUAAUCUGACGGACCAUGUUACUCAGUCUUUGGUGGAAGCCUAUCGCGAGGACCAGUUUAUGUCCGAGAUCAUACGCAGACUCCAGGCAAAGGAGAAGAAGACCUCUGCCGAGUUUGAGUUGGUCAAUGGCUUGCUGUUCGUUGAGAAGGACGGGAAUAAACGAUUGUGUGUCCCAAGUAGCGAGUCUUUGCGUAGUUUGUUUUUAGGUGAGUGCCAUGAUGCCACCGGCCAUUUUGGGUACAAGAAGACCGCAGCCAAUCUGCUGCAGCGGUUCUGGUGGCCCACGAUGAUGCGAGACGCCCAGCUGUACGUGGAGACUUGUCAG